GCACGAGUGAAGGACAAAUACCGCGAACGAAAGACAGCAAAGACUGGAGCGCGCGACUUUCAGAGAGAGAGAGGGGGGUGGAGUGUGGAGAGAGACAUAUAUAUAUAUCCCAUGGUGUGUAUUAAUAAGACACUGUACAGUCGUCAGUGCCAAAAGUAAGCAGAGAUAUAAAGGUGGGACCAUUUGCAAGCUGUCGACAUCGUCGUUACACAAAAAUGAAGGGUGUGAGGACUGAUGUGUCACGUGAUAGAUACCCGUUAUGACACUGUGCCGCAUGGGUUCCCGCUAUGCCGACUUGUCACCCGAGUGUAGAUAAUACUACACCCUGGCCACCACAAAGGACUUGGUGUAGUGGUAACCAGCAGACUUUCCUCUCUUUGUCGGAGAUGACAACACUUUGUGGCUUGGAUAUAAAUGUUUACUGUCAUCCGACGAGGACGAAAGUGAGUUUCGCUUGGAUGCAAGUAGUGACAUACUGUGCAGAAAUAAUUUUAUUUGAAUAGAAGCAGUGAUGAGCUGUGUUUUGAAAACAACUAAUGUCAUAGGACUCCAUGCUGUAUUGUGCUUUGAAUACAAGUGAAGGAUAUACAAGGUAGCUGUCGGAAACACUCCAAGCCAUUGGGGUUGAAGAACUGAACUGAAAAUCAUACACACCUCGCUAUUUUUCUUGGAUGCUUCAGGAAGCAAAAGAUUUCCAAGAAUAGGGCCUAGACGAGUUAAAUAUCUCCGAAACCUGAAGACAAUUGUUAGGAGAAUCCUUCCAAAAGAGCAAGACUAGAAAUAGAGAGGGAUGAAGCUUGUGCUUGGGACUAAACAAGAACCUGAAGGGAUGUCGACUCCGCGGUGGCCAGAGGACAACAAGAGGAGACAUCAGCCGCGGAGAUUGCGUUCGUAACUCCAUUUCUUUUGGUCUGGAAAACCAGACUUAAGUCCACGGGCUUUUAUACCCAAACACCCAAGAUUUUCCUCCAAAGGGAGUAAGACAACCACGGAGUCGCCAGUCGAGCCACUCACCACUACACCAUGCCGCUACUCAGACUCUUCCACUCGCCUCUGGCGCCGAAGAUGGAAGGAGCGGAAAAAAGAACGGUGAUUAUGAUCGCCAUCGUCUUUCAGAUCGUCUUCACGGGAUAUCGGGCCAUCCAGAAUCUUCAAAGCAGUCUUAACGAUGAAGGAGGAAGAGGGGUGAUCUCUCUGAGCUGCUUGUACGCUGCUUGGAUCGUGUCCGGGAUGCUCACCCCCGCAGCUAUUCGCCUCUUCACUGCAAAAGGAACCUUGAUGCUGGCGUGGAUUGCACAUGCGCUGUACACUGCUGCCUCCUUCUACCCGGCCUGGGAGCUGUUGGUGCCGUCCUCCGUGUUGCUGGGGGCUCUGUCUGCCCCCAUGUGGACAUCACAGGGGCUGUACAUCACAGCCUGCGGUUACUCAUUCGCCAAGACCGCUGCCAACUCGCCCUACGACGUCUUCAGCAGCUUUAACGGCAUCUUCUUCACCAUCUACGAGACAUCGCAGAUAAUAGGAAACAUGGUCUCUUCUCUCGUCAUCCGCAAUGGCGUGGGCAACAAGUCUGAAGAGAUCCUGUUCAAGUUCUGCGGGCCCCAGGAUUGUCCCGCUGACGACAACGCCACCAACAUCGAGGAGCCUGAGAGCUGGGUUAUCGAUAUUCUCCUCGCCAUCUACAUCUCCUGUAACCUCCUGGGCCUCGUCUUGACCUUCAUCUUCAUCACUCCCCUCCCCCGGAGUGACUGGAGUCUGAAAAAGUCCACCAAGGAAACCGUCACCUCCUUUUUUGUGACUUUGAAGAACCUGGACAUUCUCCUCCUCAUCCCCAUAUUCCUGUUUCAGGGAAUGCAGCAGGCUCUUCUCUACAGCGAGUACACCAGGGCCUUCGUAAGCUGUCCAAUCGGUAUCCACAUGGUGGGUUUUGUGAUGGCAGCCCACGGAGCCACCACCCCACUCGUCACCUGGACUUUCAGUCGACUGGUGAGACUAACGGGCAGGUAUCUGCUGUUCCUGUCAGCCGGCGGUAUCAACCUCGGUGUCAUGCUGGUUAUGUAUUUCUGGACACCCGAUAAACACGACCAAGCUGCUAUCUUCUUCCUGCCCAUCAUGUGGGGGGUUGCAGAGGGGAUAUGGUUCACGCAGACCAGCUCUGUGAUUGCAGUCCACUUCGCUGAGGAGAAGGAGCCAGCGUUCGCCAUUUACCACACGUUCCGCUCUGUCGGUCUGGCCUUGACCUUUUCCUACAGUGUCUUCCUGUGCACGUCCGUGAAGAUGCUGGUGGGCGUGGCGACCGUGUGCGUGGCCCUCAUCCUGUACACUGUGGCCGAACUGCGCUUGCGUUGGCGGACGACGCAUGCGCAGUCAAAGCCUGUCCAGAAGCUGGCAGCAUCCACGGCAGCCACAGCAGUGGCAUUCUAUAACGGUGCGCUGAGUGUAGAAGGAGAAAAAACGGAAAUACCUUUACGUACCCUGGCCCGGUCAGUCAGCUCCUUCUCCAGGCAAAAUUCAGAAGUGUCCAUGUCUUCAGUGUUCUCUGCAACCGAUCUCGCGCAGCCGUCUUCCCCGACCGCCGUGCUGCCCUCGCAGUUUCGUAUUUCCACCAUCGCCUCUUCCACGUCGUCGCUGAUGUCCUCAAUGGCGAUGAUGGGGAGGACUCGUAGCAGUGACGGGGAGACAGCAAGCGCAACUUCGGCCUCUACACACGGCAGCCGACGCCAUUCAUCGGCAGAUGACGAAAUGUAUUUUUAGAAUGAGGAUCGCAGUGGCGCCCUCCCGGUCUCCCCUUGCUUUCUCAAGUGUUUGAAGAAUGUUCGUCUCCUGCUCCUAAUAAAGGACAGAAAAUAAGAAAGCAGCUGGUGAACAAACACCACACGGAGCAUAAAGCUGUCAAACUAUAAAACAAGAUGAGUAUGUGUAGUACUUCCUGUUGUGCUGAAUGCAUGGAGCUAACUGUGAAUCUGGUGAAGAAAUCACUGAUUAGUGUUCAAAGCAAUGCCUGAAUUAUGAAGCUGGUGGUGGGAGCACCGUAGAUUGUAACAAGUAUUGUGAGCACAUAUUAUAAAACUGCCCGAGGGGGCGGACAUUUUCUUAAGCGAAAGGGAAGUGUUUGUAUAGCCUGUCAGAUCGAAAGUUGACAAUAAAACCACAACUGGAAGAGUUCGCUUGAGAAACUGGCAGACAACGCCGGGUUCUUGCAGUCAUUCGUCCCUUGACUAAUACCUGUGGUUGGGGGAGCACACGGAUAGACGUGGCAACUGACAGGCCCGCCACUUACACCUGUUUGGGGCGAUGGUCAGCAGGUCCUGCACAGGAUGACCAGUCCUGUCUUUGACGUUCGUAAGCCAGUUCUUCCUCUGGCCACCCUCCAAAGUACCUUUAAAGACAGUCUUCGACAAGGUGUCGUGACGGGUCACAUGAUCAGAUCAGAUCAGAUCAUCUGAUAUCGCCAGGUCGUUGCAAGGUGAUAUCCAGGGGUUGUGGCAGCUGUAUUCUUUGUAUGAGAUCCUGACCGAGCAGCCUCAUCAGCCACUUGUUGUCGAAUACCUGGAUUCUCCUUUCCGUCUCGGCGAGCAGUCUACGUGUCACAUCCGUAGAGCAGGAUCGGCACUACCUGGGAUUUGAACAGAUUGUAAUCAACCUUAUGCUAGGGGUGAACGAGAUGCUGUCUAGUCUAGCCACUGCCGCUGAUGAGUUGCGAGCCUGAUGCGGAUAUCUGACGUGGAGCUGCCGUCCUUGGAGAGGGUGGCUCCCGAUACGCCGGGUACCCCGCUUAGUUAUUCAUCAACGGCCAAGCCUUUUCAGUUGUCCCAAACUUCGAACUCACGGGAGCAGUGAAAAGGGUGUCUAAAUGUAGCAUCUGUGCUGAGAACUCUAUUCUGUCUUUCUCACCAGACUCACCUUCACAACUCUCUCUCUCUCUUCUUUGUCACAUCUCUCUCAGUCCUUCUUUCUCUCAGCUCUCUUAAUUUUUUCUCUUUAUUUUUUCUCUUUAUCCCCUUUUCUUUCUAAACUUGAGGCACAUUGUAGAGUACUACACUUUCAGAGAAAAAUUUGAACAAUUUUUGAGCUAAUUAUUCCUGAAACGAUCCAGCAAAUAAAUCAGUAGGGAAAUAAAUACCUUUAGGUAAAUAGUUGACCACAAUUUUUGUGGCCAGUAAUUCAGUGUUUAUGAGCUUUUAUGUCAAGAGCAGAAUCACACUUCUUAUAUAACUUUAAAUAGUAAUAAAAUAAUAAUGAAAAUAAUAAUAAUUAUUAUUAUCAACACUGUUAAUGUAAAUAGAAACUAAGUGGGGAAAUAUCGACCAAAGUAUUCUAAGGCACCUAGAAAAUUUCUCUAAGUUUGGAGCAGGACUUGUCACAUCUUUGUCAAAGUCCAAAGUGUAUAGGGUCUUUUUUUUUAUUAAUCAACAAACAAUAGUAGAAUUGUCCUGUUGUCUUAUAUUAAUCGAAAGACAUAUUCUAACCCGCGCAGGUUUGAGAGAUUUAAAGCAAUGUUAAGCUCGAUGAGGGUGGAUUUCAUUUCAUGUCGAGGUUUUAGCUAACUUACCCUUUCUGUGCCCUUAGAGGUCGUAGACUUACUCUCGGAACAGAAGGUUGCUUACUCAGAUGUUGGACCAUAGUAUAGUCACCCAGAUUGAGAAUAUGUUGCUUUGAGCUUUAACCUGGCCACUUUAGAUCACCAGGAAGUCACUUACUGCGCAUGCGCUGUCGUCUGUGUUUGUGUGUGAAGUAUGGGUGUGGGCAUGCAUGCUCGCUUGCUGCACUUGCAUUUUUAUUUAAAUGAGGGUCUAUCUAUCCUACCCCUCUAGAACCAGAAAAAAAGCCUCAUGCUCAUGCGUCCACCGAAAACGGAUAGCAGAGACCACUGGAGUUCGAACUGACAGGUGCCCCGGUUCUACACGUGUAGUGCAGCAUCCUGUCCUCAGUCAUACCAGCUGGCAGCAAUGGGUGCUUGACUCCUUAGACGGCUUAGAGGGUUGGGAAAGAUAAGGCAGCAAGGGAAAGAAGAUGGGCACCGCCCUCACAUAAAGCUGACCGCGAGAAAAGUGAUGUCACUAACACUUCCCUCCCUAACGAUCUUAGGUCAGGCAUCGACCUUAAACGUUUAACCGAAAAGUUUUAAACUGAGAGGGAAACUAAUAUAAAGGCAAGUAAUGUGUGUGUGUUGUGCAUAUUCUAGAUACCUUAGAAAGAAAAGGAAAAAAAAAAAAAGGCGGCAAACUUUGUAAACACAAUACUAAUUGAUGAAUGAAUGUGAGAAAAGAAUAUAAAAAAAAGGAAGAUGAUAUAAAGUUAUGAUUUACAUGUGUGAGCAUAUAAAUAUAUUGAUAAUACAGCACCUACCACAA
Molecule: messenger RNA, 5351 nt
Organism: Pomacea canaliculata
Lineage: Eukaryota; Metazoa; Mollusca; Gastropoda; Architaenioglossa; Ampullariidae
Product: protein unc-93 homolog A-like
Exons: 9
Coding region: 1024-2751 (575 amino acids)
Source: RefSeq, a predicted model, not a curated record